Messenger RNA from Gamsiella multidivaricata, 542 nucleotides. RefSeq names its product 60s acidic ribosomal protein-domain-containing protein. The record is from RefSeq and is a predicted model, not a curated record. Lineage: Eukaryota; Fungi; Mortierellomycota; Mortierellomycetes; Mortierellales; Mortierellaceae. Gene Ontology annotation, molecular function: ribonucleoprotein complex binding; structural constituent of ribosome; protein kinase activator activity. Gene Ontology annotation, biological process: translational elongation; cytoplasmic translation. The transcript is spliced from 3 exons. Bases 36 to 362 code for a protein of 108 amino acids. Gene Ontology annotation, cellular component: cytosolic large ribosomal subunit; ribosome.
GUUGAAUCUUCCUCUUUCUUACUCACAUCUCAAAAAUGGCUUCUGAGCUUGCUACUUCGUACGCUGCCUUGAUCCUCACCGACGACAACGUCGAGAUCACCUCUGACAAGCUUCAGACCCUCUUGAAGGGUGCCAACGUCGAGGUCGAGUCUAUCUGGACCUCCCUUUUCGCCAAGGCUCUCGAGGGCAAGGACGUCGCCGCCAUGUUGUCCAACGUUGGCGCCGCUGGUGCUGCCCCCGCUGCCGGUGGUGCUGCCGCCGCUGCUGGCGGUGCUGCCGCUGCUGUGGAGAAGGCCGAGGAGAAGAAGGAAGAGCCCAAGGAGGAGUCUGAUGACGACAUGGGAUUCGGUCUCUUCGAUUAAACAAUCACUCUUCAACAUGUGCAAUAAAACACAAGCUGGCUUUGUCCAUCCCUCUUACAGAUGAUUGCUGCUGCUGCUGCUUCUAUCCUGAAUACCUUUGUGUAAUGUCAUCUUGGUUUGACUUAACAAUGUGUUUUUCAAUUCUGUGUUGUUGUUUUUGGACAUAAGGGUCGACUUUCA